Solanum pennellii is the source of this 1601-nucleotide messenger RNA. RefSeq names its product cyclin-D3-3-like. The transcript is spliced from 4 exons. Gene Ontology annotation, biological process: mitotic cell cycle phase transition; regulation of cyclin-dependent protein serine/threonine kinase activity. Gene Ontology annotation, molecular function: cyclin-dependent protein serine/threonine kinase regulator activity. NCBI's taxonomy places the organism in Eukaryota, Viridiplantae, Streptophyta, Magnoliopsida, Solanales, Solanaceae. The coding region runs from base 277 to 1284 and encodes 335 amino acids. The record is from RefSeq and is a predicted model, not a curated record. Gene Ontology annotation, cellular component: cyclin-dependent protein kinase holoenzyme complex; nucleus; cytoplasm.
GUAUCCUUCUAUACAGAUAUAAACAAAAAUAAUAAAAUCCAUAAAUUCGAUUCAAUAAAAAAAAAUAUAGCAAAAAAUAACCCAAAUAUCCAAAAUAAAAACACAAUCUUCCUCCCAAUCUUCUUCAUUCCCCAUUUUCCUCUUCUCCACUCUCUUCUUCUUCUCUUCACAACACUAUCAACUAAACUUAUUUUUCAUUUUUUUUAUAUUCAGUUUCUUGAAUUAGUAUGAAGUAAAUGAAAACACAACUAAACUUCUUCUUCUCAGAAGAAGAUAAUGUCUCACCAUUAUCAAGAACAAGAACAACUAGAAGCACAAAAGAUUCCAUUUUUAUUAGAUUCACUUUACUGUGAAGAAAAUAUACUCACUGAAGUAUCAAUAGAGACAGAGAGUUUUUCCUCACAUGAUUUGUUAUGGGAAGAAGAAGAACUUACCUCUCUGUUUUCUAAAGAAACAGAGUAUAAAAUAAGCUACAAUGUGUUAGAAAAAAACCAGUGUUUUAUUUCAUCAAGAAGAGAAUCAGUUGAAUGGAUACUCAAAACAACUGCUUAUUACUCUUUUUCUGCUCAAACUGGAUUUCUUGCAGUUAAUUACUUUGAUAGAUUUCUGUUAUCUAGUUUUAAUCAGUCUCUGAAUCAUAAGCCAUGGAUGAAUCAACUUGUUGCUGUGACUUGUCUUUCAUUAGCUGCUAAAGUUGAAGAAACUGAUGUUCCUCUGCUUCUUGACCUUCAAGUUGAGGAAUCAAGAUUUUUGUUUGAAUCUAAAACAAUACAGAGAAUGGAGAUGCUGAUUCUGUCUACACUUAAAUGGAAGAUGAAUCCAGUAACCCCAUUUUCAUUUCUUGAUUUUAUAACUAGAAGACUUGGAUUGAAGUACUGUUUAUCCUUGGAAUUUCUGAGGAGAUGUGAGAAAGUGCUUCUUUACACAAUUACUGAUGAUAGAUUCAUUGGUUACCUUCCUUCUGCAAUGGCAUCUGCCACAAUGUUGCAUGUUCUUGAUAGGCUUAAGCCUUGCAUUGGAGAAAAGUACCAACAUCAACUUUUGGGCAUUCUUGGAAUUGUCAAGGAGAAGGUGGAAGAAUGUUACAGGCUAAUACAAGAAGUGGCUUGCAACAUUGACUUUGAUUCAAAUAAGAGAAAGUUUGGGACAUUACCAGGGAGUCCAACAGGGGUUAUGGAUAUGUCAUUUAGCUCAGAUUACUCCAAUGACUCAUGGUCAGUGGCUACAUCAGUUACCUCUUCACCAGAGCCAUUGUCCAAGAAGAUUAGGGAGUCAAGUGAAUGACUAAUUAAAUGUCUUUUAAAUAUUUCCUUAUUAAUAGACUAGUUAUUAGUAUUAUUAUUAGAUAUGUAUAAUGUCCAAUAACAGUGAUCCACUUGUCUCUUAGCUUAUGUAUUAGUAAUUAAGUUCUUGUUUAUUCACAUGUUAAUUUUGCUUACAUUUAAAAAUUCAAACCCCCUUUUGACAAUUAUCACAGCUAGCUAGCUAAUGGACCAUUUGUUUAAUGGUGUACUGUCUAUAGUGGGGCUAUGAGAUUUUGUACUAGUAAAAAGAUGGUUUGGCAUUUUAUUCCAAGGAAAUAAAAACUUGCAUGAAAAACA